AUGCCGUCUCGACGCUCGUCGGGCUCCGAAGCCGAGUACGUGCUGAUGCCCGUGCGCAGCCACGCGGGGAGCGACUAUGGGCGAUCCCGCCGCGCCCGAUCGCCCGAAGAGGUUGUGGUCAACAAUUUUCUCGGCGUUCCAGGACAAGGCGCUCGACCACGGGCGUCCAGCCAAGGCGGCGGGCCGGCACCCACCAUCGUCAACAUCGGUGGUUUGCCGACAGUCGCGGGAGGGCGGCACACUUCGCGCAGUCGAAGCCGGCACCGUCGUCACCGCAGCGGAUCUUCGAGCUCGGAAUAUUCCAGCGAAGAUGAUCGAUCGCGGUCACGACAUCGUAGAGGCCGCGGUCGCCGAGGCAGACCCCUGUAUGAGGAAGAUCUGGUGUCUCGCCCAAAGGCCUUGCUUGAAGAUGACCUCCCGUAUCAUAUCCGGCGAGACCUGGACUAUGCCCGCAUGCAGCGCAAGGAGGACGAGGAGCGACGGAUCCAGGACCGCAUCAAGCGUGAUCGCGAGCUGGAAAAGAAGCGAUGGAAGUUGGAAGAGGAGGAAGAGCAUCAGCGCAGAAAGAAAGAGCGCGAGGCUAUCCUGCUGGAAGCCAAGCUCGAGGAGGAACGGAAGAAGAAGGACGCCGAAGAGUUGAGGCAGAAGAUCCUGAAGGAUGAAGAGGAGAAGGCGAGGAAAGAGAAGGAAAAGAAGAAGGCCGAGGACGAAGAGUUUGAGCGCAAGGUCAAAGAGAAAUUCAUGAAAGCUGGCUACAGCAGCGAAUACAUCGAAGAAGUACUGCACAAGAAGAAAUCCGAACAAGCCAGUCUGGCCAUCGACCUCCACCGCCCGACCUACAUCAAAGUCAACCGCAAGUAUCUGCAUCCCGACACUUUGGAUGCGUACGGUCUGCCAUGGGAAUGGGAUGGGCGCGACGACGAAUACAUCAUCAUCAAGAAAUACAUCGACCACACCCUCCAAGACGAAUUGUUCGAACACACGCGCCGGCUCAAGGACCGCAAACUCAUCACGGGCCCGUAUAUCAAGGAAACCAAGGUCGUGACCAAACUCAGUCCGAACGAUCACGUCCGCAAGGGCGGCGAUAAAAUGUACGUGGUCCGAGAGAAGAGUAAGAGUCCGGCCCGGAGUCGGAGGUCUAGUUGGAUGUUUACCUAG
Molecule: messenger RNA, 1158 nt
Organism: Capronia coronata CBS 617.96
Lineage: Eukaryota; Fungi; Ascomycota; Eurotiomycetes; Chaetothyriales; Herpotrichiellaceae
Exons: 3
Coding region: 1-1158 (385 amino acids)
Source: RefSeq, a predicted model, not a curated record